Molecule: messenger RNA, 1475 nt
Organism: Eruca vesicaria subsp. sativa (arugula)
Lineage: Eukaryota; Viridiplantae; Streptophyta; Magnoliopsida; Brassicales; Brassicaceae
Source: the annotation of a GenBank genome assembly
UAAAAAUUAGGGGUAAACAGAAUCACAAAUUGAGAUCUGAAGAGAGAAUCUUAUCGUAGACAAGAGAAGGAAUAAGAGAAGAGAAGAGAAGAGAAAUUUGGAAAAUGGGAGCUGCGAAGAAUAAUAUCUGGGCAAUAUUGGAAGCUGAAGAAGAUGAAGAUAGGGGCAACGACGCCUCCUCCCAGAUCCCAUAUUCUUCCUUUGUCGUCGACACAUCUUUGCCUCUCCCCCUCAUGAUUCCUCGCAUCAUAGAGUUAUGCAAAGAUCUGUUCAAGAAUUGGGGAGAUCUUGAUGAUUCACUCUUCUCUGUAGAGAGAGUGUCUGGAGGCAUCACAAACCUAUUGCUGAAGGUUUCUGUGAAAGAAGACACUGACAAAGAAGUCUCAAUAACAGUGCGGUUGUAUGGGCCUAACACAGAGUAUGUUAUUAAUCGUGAGAGAGAGCUACAGGCUAUCAAAUAUCUUUCUGCCGCCGGGUUUGGUGCCAAAUUGCUUGGUGGAUUUGGAAAUGGCAUGGUGCAAUCAUUUAUUAAUGCAAGAACCUUAGAGCCAUCAGACAUGAGGCAGCCAAAGAUUGCUGCUGAAAUUGCCAAAGAGCUUGGAAAGUUUCAUAAAGUGAACAUACCAGGUCCCAAGGAACCUCAGCUGUGGGUUGAUAUUUUGAAGUUCUUUGAAAAAGCCUCUACUCUUACGUUUGAGGAACCUGAUAGGCAGAAGCUCUUUGAGACAAUUUCAUUUGAAGAACUGUAUAAAGAAAUUAUUGAGCUAAGGGAAUUCACUGGCUUACUUAACGCACCUGUGGUGUUUGCUCAUAAUGAUUUGCUAUCUGGAAACCUGAUGCUAAAUGAGGAAGAAGAGAGACUGUACUUGAUUGAUUUCGAGUAUGGAUCGUACAACUACAGAGGCUUCGACAUUGGAAAUCACUUCAAUGAAUAUGCAGGAUACGACUGUGAUUACAGCUUGUUUGUCCAACUUCAUUUCGACUUGUUUUCUAUUGUUUCUAAUAAUUUCCUCUUAAAAGCUUGGAACAUAACUUCUUUAUCGUGGUUGCUUUGUAGCUACCCAAGUAAAGAAGAACAGUAUCAUUUCAUCAAGCAUUACUUACAGCCAGAUAAACCGGACGAGGUCAGCGUUGGUGAAGUGGAGUCAGUCUUCAUAGAGACAGACGCGUAUAAAUUAGCGUCUCAUUUGUACUGGGCAGUAUGGGCAAUCAUACAGGCAAGGAUGUCUCCAAUUGAGUUUGAUUAUUUGGGUUACUUUUUUUUACGGUACAAUGAAUACAAGAAGCAGAAGCCUCUUACUUUUUCGCUUGUUGCAUCAUACCUGUCUGCGUCUGUGUAGCUUUUGCUUGGCCAAAAUGGAAAUUUGAUUGUUAUCGGUUUUGUCGUGCUGUCAUCAUCAAUUCUUGUAAAAGUUGUUUCGUGUUGCUUUGUAUGAAUGAACUUAAGCUAAAUUUGUUCUAUAGAAAUGCUCUCU